This is a messenger RNA of Vidua macroura (Pin-tailed whydah), 2315 nucleotides long. RefSeq names its product DM1 protein kinase (gene DMPK). The coding region runs from base 357 to 2315 and encodes 652 amino acids. The record is from RefSeq and is a predicted model, not a curated record. NCBI's taxonomy places the organism in Eukaryota, Metazoa, Chordata, Aves, Passeriformes, Viduidae. The transcript is spliced from 13 exons. Gene Ontology annotation, molecular function: ATP binding; protein serine/threonine kinase activity. Gene Ontology annotation, biological process: actomyosin structure organization; peptidyl-threonine phosphorylation. Gene Ontology annotation, cellular component: cytoskeleton; cytoplasm.
AUGGCGGCGCCCCCGGGGCGGCGGGGAGCGGCUGCGGGCGCUGGCGCUGGGCCGGGGGGCGCUGGGGCUCGAGACCCUCCUGGACCUGCUGCUGGGGCUGGCGGGGGGGCUGCGGCACCGCCUCAACAACCGGGACCCCCCCCGGGCCCACCGGGGACACCGCCCGCGGCGGCGGCGACAGAGACGGCGACGGCGACGGCGACGGCGACAGCGACAGCGACAGACACGUCCGGGACUUUCUGAGCUGGGCCGAGCCGGUGGCCGCGCGGGUCCAGGAGCUGCAGCUGCAGCGCGGCGACUUCGAGAUCCUCAAGGUGAUCGGGAGAGGCGCCUUCAGCGAGGUGGCCGUGGUGAGGAUGAAGGAGAGCGGGCAGAUCUACGCCAUGAAGAUCAUGAACAAGUGGGACAUGCUGCGGCGCGGAGAGGUGUCGUGCUUCCGCGAGGAGCGGGACGUGCUGGCCCGCGGGGACCGGCGCUGGAUCACGCGGCUGCACUUCGCCUUCCAGGACCCGCAGUGCCUGUACCUGGUCAUGGAGUACUACAUCGGGGGUGACCUCCUGACGCUGCUCAGCAAGUUCGGGGACCGGCUGCCGCUGGCCAUGGCCCGCUUCUACCUGGCCGAGCUCGUGAUGGCCAUCGACUCGGUGCACCGCCUGGGCUACGUGCACCGGGACAUCAAACCCGACAACAUCCUGCUGGACCGCUGGGGACACAUCCGGCUUGGGGACUUCGGGUCCUGCCUGCGCCUGGGGCCUGAUGGCACCGUGCGCUCGGCGGUGGCCGUGGGCACCCCCGAUUACCUGUCCCCCGAGAUGCUGCUGGCCGUCGAGGACCCCUCGCGCUCCUACGGCCCCGAGUGCGACUGGUGGGCGCUGGGGGUCCUGGCCUACGAGAUGUUCUACGGGAGACCCCCGUUCUUCGCCGACACCGUCCUCGAGACCUACGCCAAGAUCCUGCACUUCCAGGACCACCUCCAGCUGCCGGAGGCCGCCGCCGGUGGCGAUGAGGAUGAGGAGGGCGCCGAAGGCUCGCGGGCGGUGCCGGCGGCGGCGCGCGCGCUCGUGCGGGGCCUGCUGUGCGCGCCGGGCGCGCGCCUGGGCCGCGGGGGCGCGCGCGACUUCCGCGCGCUGCCGCUGUUCGCGGGGCUGCGCUGGCGCGCGCUCCGCCGCUGCCCCGCCCCCUUCGCCCCCAGCGCCGCCGGCGCCGCCGACACCUCCAACUUCGACGUGCUGGACGAUUGCCUGAGCCAGCCGGAGCUGCUGGGGGAGCCGGGGGACCCCCCCGAGCUGGGGCUGCACCUCCCGUUCGUGGGGUACUCGUACGCCCGCGCCGAGCGCGAGGAUGAGGAAGAAGAGGAGGAAGAGGAAGAGGAGGAUGAGGAGUGGGACCAGGACACGGCCAUGGAGCUGGAGGGGGAGUGGGGGACCCCCCCCGAGUCGGGGACCCCCCCGGGCACCGGGACCCCCUUGGCCAUAGGGACCCCCCCGCGCAGGGGGACGCCCCCACCCCCGGGGGUGCUCCCACCCACCGGAACCCCCCCACCCACGGGGGUCCCCCCAUCCCAGGGCACCCCCCGGGAGCCCCCCCUCAAAAACAGCCCCCCCCGCCUACGGGGACCCCGACACCGAUGGAGGGGCCCCCCCCAAAAAGGACCCCCCCCACCCACGGGGACCUCUGAACUCACGGGACCUCCCCCCCAAAAGGGACCCCCCCAAAAAGGGCCCUCCCCACCCUCGGGGCCCCCCCCGCCCACGGGAACACCCCCCCAAAAAGUGCCCCCCCCCACCCCCAAGGGGGGACCCCCCCCAAGAAUCCCAUCCCCCACCCAAAGCCCCUCCCCCCCCAACCCGCGGGGCCCCCCCCGGCAGCGCCCCCCCAAAAAAGGGGUCCCUGCACCCCAAGGGUCUCCCCCCCCCACGGCCGCCCCCCCCCAAAAAGCGGGGUGUCUCGGAACUCGGGGAGGGGUCGGUUGCGGCGGCGGGUCCCGGGUGGUCCCGGCGGUCCCGGGCGCUGUCCCGGAGCCGGUGCCGGUGCCGGUUCCGGUGUCGGUGCCGGAGCUCCGGGAGGCGCUGGCGAAGGAGCGGCGCGGGCGGGAGGAGCUGGAGCGGGAGCUCGGGAAGCUGCGGGCGGCGGGGCGCCUGCAGGAGGCCGAGAGCCGCAACCUGGAACUGGAAGCGAAACUGCGGCGGCUGCAGAGUGACCCCCCCGGGCCCGGCCCCCCCCCCGCCGGCAAGGGAGGCGCGGGGCAGCCCCCCCCCAUCGCGGCCCCCCCCGCAGAGGUAAGCGCAGGUUCGGGGGGGGUGAUUUUGGGGUGA